AUGACGUCUGUCGACGGAGCUGAAGUUUCUCGCCAUUCAGACGAGACGUCAUGCUGGAUUGUCAUACACGGAAAGGUUUGGGACGUCACUGAUUUCCUGCAUGAGCACCCAGGCGGAACUGGUGUCAUCCUCAAGCGUGCCGGUCGUGAUGCUACAGAAGCCUACGACGAGGUCCACGAUGCCAGCCUCAUCGAAGAGACACUCCCCGCAAAACGUUGUGUUGGACGUCUGGCGGAUGGCACACUUAUAGGGAAGGAAGAGACAGUAAAGGAACCACAACCAGCGACAUCUCCGAUACCACCCCUCAAUACUAUCAUCUCCGUCGGCGACUUCGAAAGGGUAGCAGCCCAAUAUCUGUCUUCUGCCGGCUGGGCAUACUACUCCUCCGGUGCAGAUGACGAGUUGAGCAUUGCGGAUGCUCGCCGCCUCUUCGGCCGCAUCACGCUGCGGCCCAGAAUCCUCCGACCGGUGGAGCCCGUCUCGGCCGUGACAGAUAUCUUGGGAUAUCACUCAUCGCUUCCCAUUUAUCUCUCCCCGACGGGCCUAGGCAAAUAUGCACACAAGGACGCAGAGAAUAUCAUCGCUGCCAGCGCUGGAAAGGAAGGAAUCAUCUACUGCAUGCCAACGGGCUCAUCGCACCAAGCCAUCUUCAACUCUCGGGUGUCCUCCGAUCAGCCUCUCUUCUUUCAAUUGUAUUCCAAUCGGGACCCAGAACGCUCAAAGGAGCUGAUUCGCAAAGCCGAGCGCAUGGGUGCGGCAGCCGUGUUCGUGACGGUGGACACGCCUGUCCUUGGAAAGCGCGAGAAAGACGACAGGCUACGGGCGGCCGAAGGCGAUGACACGCUAGGAGACGAUGCCGGCGGCGUGGCCAAGGUGACCUCGCUCAGCCUCCUGAACCCCCUGUUGACGUGGGAAGACCUGAAAUGGAUGAGGGAUACGACCAAGUUGCCUAUAGUAUUGAAGGGUGUCCAGACAGUAGAAGAUGCCGUCAUGGCCUACGAGAGUGGUGUCGCCGGCAUUGUGCUCUCCAACCAUGGCGGACGGUCGCAGGAUACAGCCCAGUCCCCCAUCAUCACGCUUCUUGAGAUCCGACGAUACGCACCGCACAUCUUAGAUCGCUCCUCACGACACCGAUUCCAAGUAUUUGUUGAUGGCGGGGUGAGGAGGGGCACCGAUGUCGUGAAGGCGCUCGCACUGGGAGCCACGGCAGUGGGCAUCGGACGACCGGUCCUCUACUCCAUGUGUGGCGGUUACGGUGAGGCAGGGUUACGGAGAAUGAUAGGCAUCUUUCGUGCGGAAAUUCGGACAAAUAUGGCACUGGCUGGGGCUGCAAACGUGGAUGGGUUGGUGCCGCAAAUGGUCAACAGUGAGAGGGCUGAGAAUGAGGUGUCGAGGCGUGUUAAGCUAUAA
Molecule: messenger RNA, 1410 nt
Organism: Geosmithia morbida
Lineage: Eukaryota; Fungi; Ascomycota; Sordariomycetes; Hypocreales; Bionectriaceae
Product: L-lactate dehydrogenase (cytochrome)
Exons: 2
Coding region: 1-1410 (469 amino acids)
Molecular function (GO): heme binding; oxidoreductase activity
Source: RefSeq, a predicted model, not a curated record